Molecule: messenger RNA, 1260 nt
Organism: Saccharomycopsis crataegensis
Lineage: Eukaryota; Fungi; Ascomycota; Saccharomycetes; Ascoideales; Saccharomycopsidaceae
Product: sphingosine N-acyltransferase LAG1
Exons: 1
Coding region: 1-1260 (419 amino acids)
Biological process (GO): ceramide biosynthetic process
Cellular component (GO): membrane
Molecular function (GO): sphingosine N-acyltransferase activity
Source: RefSeq, a predicted model, not a curated record
AUGCCUGACUCCCUCAAAGUUUCGGAAAAUACUGUCGGAAAUAGAAGACGUGGGUCUUCUGUCGGUAAUAUGGCAACCGUGGGUCAACACGGUCUUUCCCUUCUGACCACAAUUUCCAAAGAUUCUAAACACAAAAGAUUAAGAAAACUCAACACCCAGAAAGUCAAGAACAAGCAGGACUUGCUCGCUAAAUUCUAUUACAGCUUUUUGGAAUUGAAUUUCAGAAUGACUUGGCUCAGCCCGCUUUUGGUGGUGGUGUCGGUAUUGACGUGUUAUUUACUCAGUAACAACUACACCGAAUCUAAUCCCCUUCACAUGUUCAUCACCAUUUCUUAUAAAACCGACGAAAUUGAUGAUAAUGGGUAUUAUUUGUACGACAAAGGUCCCAAAGAUUUUGCAUUUGUGUUUUUUUAUAUGAUUUUCUUCACAUUUUUCAGAGAAUUCGUGAUGUCAGUGUUGCUUAAACCAAUGGCGUAUAAAUUGAAAGUCCACAAAACUGGUAAAGUUGGGAGAUUCACUGAACAGAUGUAUUCCAUUGUAUAUUAUGGUAUCAGUUCACCAUUUGGAAUGUGGGUGAUGAUGAAGUUGCCAGUUGGUUGGUUCAACACCUAUUAUUUUUAUGAGACUUAUCCGCAUAAAACGAUUUUCUCAUGGAUGAAGGUAUUUUACCUUGGUCAAGCAGCAUUUUGGUCACAACAAGCUGUUGUGGUGAUGUUGCAAUUGGAAAAACCAAGAAAAGAUUUCCAAGAAUUGGUGUACCAUCAUAUCAUUACCAUGUGUUUAAUCUAUGCUUCUUAUACUUUCAAUUUCACCUGGAUCGGCAUUGCCAUUUAUUUGACAAUGGAUAUUUCUGAUUGGUUCCUCUCGUUAUCCAAGGUGUUGAAUUAUUUGGACGCUGCGAUCACCCCGGUGUUCUUUGUGCUCUUUGUUGGUCUGUGGAUCUAUUUUCGUCAUUACCUUAACAUCAAGAUUUUAUGGUCGGUAUUGACAGAAUUCGAGACCGUGGGGACUUAUAGAUUGGAUUAUCAGAAUGGGGCCUACAAGUGUUUUAUCAGUAAACCAAUUGUGUUUGUCUUGUUGUUUGCAUUGCAUUUGUUGAAUUUGUUUUGGUUAUUCUUUAUUCUCAGAAUUUUGUACAGAUACAUUUUCCAAGGGGUCGCUAAGGACGACCGUAGUGAUGAUGAAGAUAGCGAAGAUGAAGACGACUAUGAAGGGUAUUCCACUGACUCGGAGGAAGAUUCUAAGGAGAAGAAGGAGUGA